AUGCCGUUGGACCAUACACCGACCAAGCUAUCAGACAGCCACGCGUCUGCUUCAUUGGGUAAAACGUUGUUGGACGUUUCUCCACCGCCUGAAACGAACAUGAGCACUAUCCACGGUCAAUCGACAAGCCAAGCAGCUGCACCCACGGCACCAGCCGCUGUAGAAGCUGUGUCCAGCUACAAGAUACCACCGUUCUGGAAAACCCAACCCAGACUAUGGUUCAUCCAAGCCGAAGCCGUGUUUCACAGCAACCGUAUCGCAUCGGAUCUGGCCAAGUACAACCAAGUCGUUAGCGCUCUGGAUACGGACUCCAUACUGCAGAUGGCCGAUUUCCUACACAAUCCGCCUGAUAAUGAUAAGUAUGCUAAAUUCAAAGACGAAAUAAUAAAACGAUUCACCGAAUCCACAGAUCGUCAACUGCAUCGAGCCCUCACUGAAAUACAGUUGGAGGACAAGAAGCCCAGUCAGCUUUUACGUCAGCUAAAAAUCCUCACAGGCAGCUCUGCAACAGGAGACGUACUCCGAGUCAGGUGGCUCGCACUGCUACCACCAGCAAUCGUGAGGUGCAUAAAGCUCCUUAGAAAUACAACGCUUGAAGAACAGGCAGAGAUCGCUGACGAGCUGAUGGAAAAUCAGACUGGCACGGGCGUAAUGGCCACGUACACCAACCCUAGCCAUGCAGUAGCAGACCGCAAGCUCGCGGAUACCAUCCUUACAAGCCUGGCCAAGGACAUUACCAGUAUGAAACUCGCCGUGGCCGACCUCGCUACCUGCACCAAAGAGCUCACGCAGACUCUCACUCAGAACCCUCCACACCGUGCAUCGCGUGGUCGCGGCCAGCAACGCUCAAACGCUAGAGAGGCAUCAUCGGCGCCCGCCAAGCUGUGUUUCUACCAUCGCAAGCAUGGAGAAAAGGCUAAGCGCUGCGUGUUACCGUGUACCUUCAAAGCCAAUUCGGGAAACUGA
Messenger RNA from Rhagoletis pomonella (apple maggot), 966 nucleotides. RefSeq lists its product as uncharacterized. Lineage: Eukaryota; Metazoa; Arthropoda; Insecta; Diptera; Tephritidae. The record is from RefSeq and is a predicted model, not a curated record. The transcript has a single exon. Bases 1 to 966 code for a protein of 321 amino acids.